This is a messenger RNA of Sesamum indicum (sesame), 2103 nucleotides long. RefSeq names its product protein DETOXIFICATION 30. Lineage: Eukaryota; Viridiplantae; Streptophyta; Magnoliopsida; Lamiales; Pedaliaceae. Gene Ontology annotation, biological process: xenobiotic detoxification by transmembrane export across the plasma membrane. Gene Ontology annotation, molecular function: antiporter activity; xenobiotic transmembrane transporter activity. The record is from RefSeq and is a predicted model, not a curated record. Gene Ontology annotation, cellular component: membrane.
UUACACGACUUCACUGUUCCCCCAUUACAUAAUCUCAACUCAAGUGAUCAUCCACACAUCCCAGAAUUUUCGUUCCCACUAUAUAUAUACAGCUACAACUCCUUGCAUAGAAUCCAUCCAUCUUUCCCAAUUCUAACGAAAAUAUCUCUCUCUCUCUCUCUUUCUCAUACUCUCUCUCUCUCUCUCUCUCUGAAUUAAUGGAGAAUACUAUGGAGAAGCCACUACUUUCGGACUCAGACGAUGAACAGGUGUACUCCGUGAAAAACCGUUCUUUCACAUCGUCUUUCCUUUCGGACACAGACGGGGAACAGCAAACGCACUCUAUCAGAAACCGGUCUUUUACUGCAUCCUUUGUGAUUGACAGCGAUGACAUCCCUCCCAUCACAGGAAUCCGCCAGUUUUUCUUCGAAUUCUUGGUGGAGUCGAGAAAGCUCUGGUACCUAGCCGGCCCCGCCAUUUUCACCAACAUAUGUCAGUACUCACUCGGCGCCUUUACCCAAACCUUCGCCGGCCAUGUCGGCACCCUCCAGCUCGACGCCUUCUCCAUUGAGAACUCUGUCAUCGCCGGUUUGUCCCUCGGCGUCUUGCUGGGAAUGGGAAGUGCGGUGGAAACGUUGUGCGGGCAGGCCUACGGGGCCGGUCAGCUAGAAAUGCUGGGCGUCUAUUUGCAGAGAUCAUGGGUUAUCCUUCUCGGGACCUCAUGUCUGCUAACAUUUCUCUACAUUUUCGCAUUACCGUUCCUGCUACUGAUCGGGCAGACAGAGAACAUAUCGCGGGCCGCCGGAAAGUUAGCCCUAUGGAUGAUUCCUCAGCUAUUCGCCUACGCCCUGAAUUUUCCGACGGCCAAGUUCUUGCAGGCGCAGAGCAAAAUCAUGGCCAUGGCCUUGAUCUCCGCGGUGGCGUUGGGGUUACAUAUAGUGUUCAGCUGGCUGCUGAUGCUGAAACUUGGGUGGGGAAUGGCGGGCGGGGCGGCGAUGCUGGACGCUUCAUGGUGGUUCAUAGUGGUGGCUCAGCUGAUUUAUAUAUUAAGCGGGACAUGCGGGAAAGCUUGGACAGGGUUCACAUUGCGGGCAUUUCAGAAUCUGUGGGGUUUUGUUAGGUUAUCUGUUGCAUCGGCCGUAAUGCUGUGCUUAGAAACCUGGUAUUUUAUGGCUCUGGUUCUCUUCGCUGGAUAUUUGAAAGACGCAGAAGUUUCUGUUGCUGCAUUAUCUGUAUGCACAAACAUAAUGGGGUGGACAAAUAUGAUAGCCAUCGGAUUCAACGCAGCAAUAAGUGUAAGAGUAUCAAAUGAACUGGGAGCAGGUCAUCCAAGAACAGCAAAAUUCUCUGUGGUGGUGAUGGUGAUAUCAGCCUUCUUGAUUGGCCUCUUUUUUUCUAUCCUUAUUCUCAUCUUCCAGGGACAAUACCCUUCUCUCUUUACUGAAAGUUCAGCAGUCAAACAAGUUGUCUACGAUCUCUCACCAUUGCUUGCAUUUUGCAUUCUCGUCAACAGCAUUCAACCUGCUUUAUCAGGAGUGGCUAUUGGGGCUGGAUGGCAAUCUUUGAUUGCGUAUGUGAACAUCGUAUGCUACUACGUAUUUGGUGUUCCUUUGGGUCUAAUGCUGGGGUACAAACUCGACAUGGGUGUUAGAGGUAUAUGGUACGGAAUGGUAUCAGGAACAAUAGUACAAACUUUGAUACUCUUUUGGAUUGUUUACAGAACUGAUUGGAACAAAGAGGCUUCUAUUUCUGCUCAAAGGAUCAGGCACUGGAGAGCCGAAAUAGAUGUUAAAAGACAAAGCGCCGAGAAAUUAACCAUUUAAACUGUAGAAAUAUUUAUAUCAACUUUUGAAGUUUGAAUAAUCAUAUUUGCAUAUAUAUAUAUAUAUGUACGUAUAUGUGAGUUCAUAAAUCGUAUAUUGCAGUUGGGAGUGAGUCGCAUUUAUCCUUGUGAUGUGUAAAACUUGGUGCAUAGAGAAGCAUUUACGAUUUUCUGAUAGUAACAUCCCUAGUGUUUGGUUGAAAAAUUAAGAGAAGAAAUAAGGAGGUCGGUGCGGUCGGGAUUGUAAAUUCGUGUUCUGAGUUGCUUGUAACAUAUGGAUCAGCUUCAAAGUUUUUGGUGAA